Molecule: messenger RNA, 2497 nt
Organism: Dunckerocampus dactyliophorus (ringed pipefish)
Lineage: Eukaryota; Metazoa; Chordata; Actinopteri; Syngnathiformes; Syngnathidae
Gene: cyria
Product: family with sequence similarity 49 member A
Exons: 12
Coding region: 192-1163 (323 amino acids)
Biological process (GO): regulation of actin filament polymerization
Molecular function (GO): small GTPase binding
Source: RefSeq, a predicted model, not a curated record
UUAUACUGGAGGCAGAGGGCGGGGUCUCCGCCGUGAUUCAGUGCUGCUGCUGGAGAGUUACCAAGGUCGCCGAAAGACCUGUUCCAAUCGUUUCUUCAGCGAGUACUCGCUAGAAAGCUGCACACCGAGAAGAACAACACGCAUGAUAUAGAUAGCAACGCAAGGUCCUGCUACAGAGAAGGUUUGCUGGAAUGGGUAACCUGCUAAAAGUCCUUACAAGGGAAAUAGAGAACUAUCCACACUUUUUCCUGGACUUUGAAAAUGCACAGCCCACAGAAGGAGAAUGUGAAGUAUGGAACCAGGUGAAUUCUGUUCUCCAGGACUCUGAAAGCAUCCUGUCGGGUCUGCAGGCAUACAAGGGAGCCGGACAGGAAAUCAGAGAUGCAAUUCAGAACCCCGGUGACUUCAUGCUCCAGGAGCGAGCCUGGAAUUCGGUGUGCCCUCUUGUCAUCAAACUCAAGAAGUUCUACAGUUUUUCUCUGAGGCUAGAGGAAGCUCUAAAGAGUUUGUUGGAGUCCCUGACAUGUCCGCCCUAUACGCCCACUCAGCACUUGGAGAAGGAGCAGGCGCUGGCUAAACAGUUUGCUGAAAUCCUCCACUUCACGCUACGCUUCGAUGAACUCAAGAUGAGGAUUCCCGCCAUCCAGAAUGACUUCAGCUAUUACAGAAGAACCAUCAGUCGAAACCGAAUAAACAACAUGAAUCUGGAUAUUGAGAAUGAAGUCAAUAACGAGAUGGCCAACAGAAUGUCUCUGUUUUACGCUGAAGCCACGCCCAUGCUGAAAACGCUCAGCAACGCAACCACAAACUUUGUGACUGAGAACAAGACACUUCCACUGGAAAACACAACAGACUGUCUGAGCACCAUGGCCAGUGUGUGUAAAGUCAUGUUGGAGACACCGGAGUAUUCAAGUCGUUUCAGCAGCGAUGACACUGUCCUAUUUUGCAUGAGGGUCAUGGUCGGCGUCAUCAUUCUCUACGACCACGUUCACCCCAACGGCGCCUUCAACAAGUCCUCCAAGAUCGAUAUGAAGGGCUGCAUAAAAGUGCUGAAGGACCAACCGGCGGACAACGUAGAAGGCCUGCUGAACGCCCUCAAAUUCACCACAAAACACCUGAACGACGAGUCCACUCCGAAAAACAUCAGGACGAUGCUGCAGUAAUGCUUUUUUUUUCCCCCCUUGUUGAUGUUUAAAUCUAAAAAGAUAUGAAGAGGAUCAUUGCGCUGACCUCAAACAAUAUGUAUAUGUUUACAUUAUUUAAAAGACAUGUUAACACUUUGCAUAGUCGUUCUCUCAACAAGUUAAAGGUGCAUGCUUCUUAAAGCAACAAAAAAAGAAGACAGAACUGUUAGCAGCUGAGAAAGAACAAGACAUUUCUGCCAGCCUUAAAUCAUCAUUCAAAUGUGUAACGUCCUUUUGUACACACACACACACACACACACACACACACACACACACACACAAAAAGACAUGCUAUCUAUUAUAUGUGCACACAGAAUGAGGUUAAAGGGCUGAAAAGUGGAAGCAGGUGAGGGAAUUUGGUGUUUUUUGUUCUUGUUUUCUACAGUUUGUGUUGUUGUCUUUCCACUGUGAAUACGAGCGUGCACAUCCAAUGUGCUUGAUUGGAUUUAUAAUCACUCGCGCCACACAAUAAAUUAAUUUCACUAUUUUCUAACACCCCUAAGGCUAGAAAAGAAGUUGUUUUAAAUUCCACGUGUCAUGAUAUAUUUUUUUUAACAAUUUUCCUGCUGUUUUUCUGACUUCUUUCUUGUUAAUAUAUUGAUUCAUUGCCAGUUUUAAAAGGAGGAAAAAAAUGCCUUGUUUGAGUGUGUGAGCGGGUUGGAUUAGUUUGUUUUUUUUAAAUUAUUAACUAGAUUUUUUUCUUUUUAUGUGAACUUUUGCUUGAUGUCAUUUUAUUGCCUUAAAACGCACAUUUUCAGCUACUGUACUCUUGAAAUUGGCCUGCUGUGUGCAACUUCAUGUUGAUCUGCAUGUUAUAGUAUUCACAAUAUUCCAUAUUACAUUGUUUGCUCGUUCCGCUUAUGUUGCGACUCAAACUGGACUGGACAAUCGCAUCACAAGAUGACAUGCUUUGUAAUAAUCCUCUUUUUCUCCACAUAGUGCAGUCAUAACUGAGCAUAUCAUUUGACAAGCCUUAAACAAUCACCAUAAAAGAAGUAUUGUACUACAGUAAAUCUAAAUUAUUUGUGACUUAACACAGAUUUCCAUUGUAAAUUCGUUUUUGUCAUCAUAUGUACACAUGAGCCAUACUUCAGGAUGUGUUGUACUAUGCAAUGAGUAAAAAUUACACACAGAUAAGAUGUACAUUUCACAUAAAACUCCCCUGUUGUGCUCCCGUGUGAUGAAUGCAAGAUAUUUUCUUUGUUUUUGUUAAAGAAGUUGCAGACUGGCCGAUUAUAUAAAUUGCUUUGUAUUGUUUAAUGAAAGGGUUGUGUGAAUUGGAUAAUAAAGGUGGUACAUUUCUUACAUAUAAA